CGCACGCUCAAACCCUUCUUUCUUUCUUUCUUCUUCGUUUUCAUCUCUUCAUCAUCAUCGGCGACGAUACGAUGGGUAAGAAAAACAAAGCAAUGAAGGAAAAUAGCGACGGCACCGUUAAACAAUGUCCGUUAACACUCUUUGUUUCUAAUUUACCCUAUUCCUUCACUAACUCUCAGCUUGAACAAACUUUCAGUGAAGUUGGACCUGUUAGACGCUGUUUCAUGGUUACACAAAAGGGGUCUACACAACAUCGUGGUUUUGGUUAUGUUCAAUUUGCUGUUGAGAAAGACGCUAACCAAGCCAUUGAGCUGAAGAACAGUUCAUUGGUUGGUGACCGGAAAAUUGUAGUGAAGCACGCAAUCCCUCGUCCUCCCCGUGAAAAUCGAAGAUCGAAACCGGAUCAAGAGGGCAAUGAAGGCGAUCUCACAGAAUCAAAAAAUGAUGAUAAAGACAGCGAAUUAUCUGGAGCAGAGAAGCCUGUUUCAGUUCCAAAAGAACCAAAAGAAGAAGAAGUGAAAGUUUUGGAUAAACCGAAAAACUCAAGGAAGCCUGUGGAAAUAAAAAAAGCAGCUCUUUGUAAUGACGCAGCAGAUGAGGGGGGUGGCUCAGAAAAACAGAAGGUUGCUAGAACUGUUAUAUUUGGUGGUCUCGUGAAUUCUGCUAUGGCUGAAGAUGUUCACCGCCAAGCCAGAGAAAUCGGCACUGUGUGUUCUAUUAAGCAUCCCCUUUCAAGGAAUGAUCUUCAGCAGCAUGGUCUGCUGCAAGAAGGCUGUACUUUCAAUGCUUCAGCUGUACUUUAUACAAGUGUAAAAUCAGCCCGUGCUUCUGUUGCAACAUUGCAUAAAAAAGAGAUAGGAGGGGGAACUGUUUGGGCACGCCAACUUGGUGGGGAGGGAGCCAAGACUCAGAAAUGGAAGCUUAUUGUCAGAAACCUUCCUUUCAAGGCCAAAGAAAAUGAAAUAAGGGACGCAUUUUCAUCUGCGGGGACUGUAUGGGAGGUAUUCAUUCCACAGAAGUCCGACACAGGUCUUUCAAAGGGUUUUGCAUUUGUAAAAUUCACCUGCAAGCAAGAUGCUGAAAAUGCGAUUCGAAAACUCAAUGGAUCGAAGUUUGGGAGUCGUCUCAUAGCUGUUGAUUGGGCUGUUCCAAAAAAGAUAUUUAGUAGUGAUACCAAUGACGCUCCUGCUUCAGAGGAAGGACAACAAAAGGUGACAGAUGAAGAUGGUAGUACAACUACUGAGGAUGAUCUUGAGAAUACUGACAAAAAAUCUGAUCAAGGAGAUGAUAGUGACAUUGAUAGUGUUGUGGAGGAAGAUGUUCCUUCUGAAGAUGAUUUUGACAAGGAAGCAGACAUUGCAAGAAAAGUUCUUAACAACUUGAUUACAUCCUCUGCCAAAGACGAAUCUGUAAAUAACGAUUCCGUGUCUUCUGAAGAAAAGAACAAGCCAAAAUCCAAGGAAACUGUUAAGGGUGCAGAUAGUAAAACAUCUAAAGAGUCCGACAAGGUUUCAGAUAUUUCUAAGCCUGAAACUUCCAAGGAAACAGAAGAUGAUUUGCACAGAACAGUUUUUAUAACCAAUCUUCCCUUUGAAUUAGAUACCGAAGAACUGAAGCAACGGUUUUCUGCAUUUGGUGAAGUAGAAUAUUUUGCUCCUGUUCUCCACCAAGUGACCAAGCGUCCACGAGGGACUGGUUUUCUUAAGUUUAAAACCGCGGAAGCAGCUGAUAAUGCAAUUUCAACUGCCAAUACUGCUUCUGGGAUGGGUAUUUUGGUAAAGGGUAGACCAUUAAAGGUUUUAAAGGCUCUGGACAAGAAAUCGGCUCAUGACAAGGAACAGGAGAAAGAAAAAAAUGAAGUUCAAGACCACCGCAAUCUUUACUUGGCGAAGGAGGGACUUAUUCUUGACGGAACUCCAGCUGCCGAAGGGGUUUCAGCCACUGAUAUGUCAAAACGCAAAAAUUUGGAAAGGAAAAAGAAGACGAAGCUUCAAUCUCCAAAUUUUCAUGUUUCAAAAACUAGACUUGUUAUCUACAACUUACCAAAGUCAAUGACUGAAAAACAACUUAAGACGCUUUGCAUUGAUGCAGUCAUCUCUAGAGCUACCAAGCAAAUACCUGUAAUUCGGCAGAUAAAGAUUUUGAAAGAUGGCAGGAAAGGAAAGGCUACUCAAGAACAGCAGUAUUCCCGUGGAGUCGCUUUUCUUGAAUUUUCAGAGCAUCAACAUGCUCUUGUUGCUUUGAGAGUUCUUAACAAUAAUCCUGAAACCUUUGGUCCUGAACAUCGGCCAAUUGUGGAGUUUGCUCUUGAUAAUAUCCAGAAAUUGAAACUUCGUAACGAAAAGCUACAGUAUCAGCAGCGGGCUCCUCACAAUGGCAACAGCAGAAACGAAAAUGAUAAACCCAACAAUGCGGGAGUUUACACACAUGGAACUGACAGAAAACGAAAAUCUCAAGAGCAUGGCAAACCAGCAAAAGACUUGGCACCAGAUUCAAAUAGUGAACACGGUGGUAGAGUGCCAAAUGGAAAAUCUCCUCAAGGAGGCAAAUCCAAAAGACAGAAAGGGGACCCCAAGAGUACAAAUACCGAUGUGAUCUCAUCGAAAGAAAGUCCAAAAGCUUCUUCGGCAAGGAAGCUAAAAAAUAACCAAGAUGGCCAGAAUCAUGGUGCUAAAUUACAUGAAGGUAAAAAUAGUUCCAUUGACAGUAAUAGGAAAAUAUCAGGUAAGAAAGAAGACGCAGUAUUUGGAAAGAGGAAGAUGCAUAACCAAGAACAAGCAGGGGAAAAGGUUUCUAGGAAAAGGCCAAAGAAGAACAAAGAUUCAGUAGGGAAGGACACAGUAGAUAAGCUUGACAUGCUUAUAGAACAAUAUAGAUCCAAGUUCUCACACAAGGGUUCUCAAGGAAAUGAUGGUGAGAAAAAACAAUCUAAACAGCUUAGGAAAUGGUUCCAAUCAUAAUUUUGUUAUGAAAUGAAUUUUGACACUUGAUUCUUAUUUACCCUACUUCUUUUGAGCCUCAUCUUGAGUUAUUUCAAGUUUUUUGCUAUACUUUAUGAUGUUCAAGUAUUUAACCUUUUUGUAAUAGCGUUAUCUCUUUGAGAUUUUAGUGGAUGCUAAUGUAAUGUGUAUCAAAUAUUCGAAUCAUUUGUGUUGAAUCAUUUUGAUUGAGUUAAA
Medicago truncatula (barrel medic) is the source of this 3176-nucleotide messenger RNA. RefSeq names its product RNA-binding protein 28. Lineage: Eukaryota; Viridiplantae; Streptophyta; Magnoliopsida; Fabales; Fabaceae. The transcript is spliced from 18 exons. Gene Ontology annotation, molecular function: mRNA binding. The coding region runs from base 72 to 2960 and encodes 962 amino acids. The record is from RefSeq and is a predicted model, not a curated record.